Molecule: messenger RNA, 768 nt
Organism: Trifolium pratense (red clover)
Lineage: Eukaryota; Viridiplantae; Streptophyta; Magnoliopsida; Fabales; Fabaceae
Product: NAD(P)H-quinone oxidoreductase subunit O, chloroplastic
Exons: 6
Coding region: 76-588 (170 amino acids)
Cellular component (GO): plasma membrane
Molecular function (GO): oxidoreductase activity, acting on NAD(P)H, quinone or similar compound as acceptor
Source: RefSeq, a predicted model, not a curated record
GUUAUUCAUGUCCAACAAAAGAGUAUCAUCUUCUUUUCUUAUCUCUAUAGUUUGUAUGGCAUUGUGCCUCUCUUAAUGGCUUUCUCUGUGACUCACUGCUACUACAACUCCUUCCCUUAUCUUUCUCAUUUCUCAAAAACCUCGACAACGAAACAUGUCCGUUGUUCUUUCCCAUUGAUUCGUGCAGGUCAAGCCGGUGAACCGGGCAGCUCACAGCCACAGCCACAGCCAAAGCCAGAGACUAAGAGUGAUGCUUCCUCAUCCUCCUCUACUACUGCUGCUAAGUCUUCACCUGCUGCCCCUAAGACUCUUCCCAAGAAACCUGUUUAUUCAUUGAAGAAAGGUCAGAUAGUGAGGGUGGAUAAGGAGAAAUAUCUUAAUAGCAUCAAUUAUCUUUCUGUUGGGCACCCAACCUAUUACAAAGGAUUAGACUACAUUUAUGAAGACCGCGGUGAGGUUCUGGAUAUGCGAAUAUUUGAAACAGGAGAGUAUGCACUCAUUGCAUGGGUAGGAGUUCCCACUGCUCCAGCUUGGCUUCCUACAUACAUGCUUAUAAAGUCGGAGAAGCUAGAUUAUGAGAGGCUAUAACCUGCCAGUUGGGGGCGCAGAACUGAGUAAAAUAUAUAAAAGCAUGUGCUAAUUUUUGAAUGAAAAAAUGAGUUCAAUUGCCAUUAUAGGACAUCAUACAUGAACUUCAUCUCAAUCUAGAUUCUAUGUAUUAAACAUAUUUUAUUCAAGGAAAAAAAUUAACAACUAUAUUGGAACAAA